ACACUCUCAAUUUUACCACACAUAAACACUAAUCACACCCCCCCCACCCCCACCCCAAAUACCUCUAUGACUGGAACUCAGCCUUUUUUAUGCAUUUAAAUAUGAACUAUUUGCAGAAAAAUUUGAGUCUUGCUCAUGUUUUCUAUGUCAUCACAAAGACAAAAACUACUCAGUUGAGUUGUUUUCUUUCUUGGCUGCAUUAGAACCUGCACAAGAACCACCACCAGGCAGCUACACUCGUUAGCACUCACUCUCUUUCUCUACACGCCCCCAAAGAAAUUCUUCUGUCUUCACAAUAAGUGCAACUCCACUGUUUUCUUGGGGUUCUGGUGGAAAAAUUUAAGUAGCAUUCUGUGGUGAUGCCCUCAGGUACGCUGCUGAGUGGUUUGUGAUGGUGGCGGUGGUUGUGGAGUUAUUGGCGUUGCAGGUGCCUGAAAAUGGUUAUGGAAGCAUUAAUGAUGCAAAAGUCUUGGUCUUGAAGGCCUGAGGAGUAGGGGUUCUUGGGGGUGGCUGGAGGGUUGUUUGAUAAAUUAUAGUUUCCAACUCUUUUCUUGAUUUCUUGUGUGUUUUUAGGCCUUGGGAGAAAUGGGUUUUGGAAUCUUUGGUUCUUUUUUGGUACUAACGCUGUUCUUUAAGCCUUUGGUUUGCCAACAGCCCAACACAGAUGAGUCCUUUGUGUUUGAAUUCUUGCAAAAGAUGGGCUUAAAUCCCCCUAAAGAAUAUGGAUUUUCUGGCGCAUUUUGUGAAUGGAGAGGUGUGUUUUGUGAUGACAAGGGGGAGAAUGUUGUUAGGUUGGAAGCCUCUGGUUUGGGUUUGUCUGGUGUGAUUCCUGAUACCACCAUUGGGAAAUUGAUAAAGCUUGAUACUUUGGAUCUUAGCAAUAACAGAAUCACUGCUUUGUCUUCUGAUUUCUGGAGUUUGGGCUCACUCAAGAAGCUUAACCUCUCACAUAACCAAAUCACUGGGAGUCUUUCUAGUAACAUGGGCAACUUCGGAAGACUUCAAAGCUUGGACCUUUCUUUCAAUAAUCUCUCCGGGAGUAUCCCUGAAGCAAUCAGCUCCCUCAGCAGUUUGCAAGUUCUGAAUCUCAGUCACAAUGGACUGGAAUCAGUAAUUCCAAUGGGGAUUGCUCAAUGCCGGUCUUUAGUUUCCGUUGAUCUAUCGGAAAACAGUCUCAAUGGUUCUCUUCCUGAUGGUUUUGGUGCUGCAUUGUCACAACUGAAGUUCUUGAGCCUAGCAGGAAAUGAGAUUGUGGGCCGAGCUUCGGACUUUAAAGGGAUGAAGUCCAUCAGCUAUCUUAAUAUUUCGGGCAACCAGUUUAAGGGUUCUGUUGUUGAGGUCUUUGAAGGGCCAUUGGAGGUGAUUGAUUUGAGCAGAAACCAGUUUCAGGGCCACAUUGCUCAGGUAAACUUCAGUUCAACCUUCAAAUGGUCAAAUUUGCUGUAUUUGGAUUUGUCAGAGAAUCAUUUGAGUGGAGAGUUUUUCACUGACUUGAGUCAUGCUCAGAAUCUUAAACACCUCAAUCUUGCAUACAAUAGAUUUACCAAACAGCGGUUCUUUCAAGUUGAUAUGCUCACCAACUUAGAGUAUCUGAAUUUAUCUGGAACUAAUUUGAUCGGUCAAAUUCCCAGCAAUAUCUCGAGUUUAGUUAGUUUAAGAACGCUGGAUCUUUCUGAAAAUCAUCUCAGCAACCAUAUCCCUCCAAUUCUUGCCAAGAACCUUAAAGUUCUUGACCUUUCUUGCAACAAUCUAACAGGAGACAUCCCAUUAAUGCUGAUAGGUGAACUCCACGCGAUGGAGAGUUUCAAUUUCUCUUAUAACAACCUAAGCUUUUGUGCUUCACAAUUUUCCCGCGAAACCCUUCAAGCUGCUUUCAUCGGAUCGGUGAAUAGCUGUCCAAUUGCUGCAAAUCCGGACUUCUUCAAGAGAAAAGCUCCAAAGCAUAGGGGCCUCGAAAUUGCAUUAGCUCUGACCAUCUCAAUGGUUUGUUUGCUUGUGGGCUUGCUCUUUCUAGCAUUCAGAUGUAGAAGAGAAACUAGAAUGUGGGUUGUGAAACAGAACUCGUUUAGGGAAGAACAAACUGUCUCGGGACCCUUCUCCUUCCAGACAGAUUCAACCACUUGGGUAGCUGAUGUUAAGCAAGCAACAUCAGUGCCAGUUGUAAUCUUUGAGAAGCCAUUGCUGAAUUUCACAUUUGCUGACCUCUUGUCUGCAACUUCUCAUUUCGAUCGGGGUACAUUGCUGGCAGAAGGCAGGUUUGGGCCGGUUUAUGGUGGACUUUUGCCGGGAGGAAUUCAUGUUGCUGUUAAGGUUUUGGUUCAUGGCUCCACCAUGACGGAUCAGGAAGCUGCGAGAGAACUUGAAUAUCUUGGUCGGAUUAAACAUCCUAACCUCGUUCCACUAACCGGAUAUUGCUUGGCUGGAGAGCAGAGGAUUGCCAUUUAUGAUUACAUGGAAAAUGGAAACCUGCAGAACCUGCUGUAUGAUUUACCCCUUGGUGUGCAAACUACAGAAGACUGGAGCAAUGACACAUGGGAAGAUGAAAAUAACGGUAUACAGAACAUCGGCUCUGAAGGGUCCCUAACUAAUUGGAGAUUCAGGCACAAAAUUGCACUGGGCACUGCUCGUGCACUUGCAUUUCUUCACCAUGGCUGCUUUCCUCCUAUCAUUCACAGAGACGUCAAAGCAAGCAGUGUAUAUCUUGAUUCUAACUUAGAGCCAAGAUUAUCAGACUUUGGAAUUGCUAAGAUUUUUGGGAGUGGACUCGAGGACGAGAUUGCUCGUGGAUCACCAGGAUACGUGCCACCAGAGUUUCUUCAGCCAGAAGGUAGCUCACCAAAAGCUCCAACACCAAAAUCUGAUGUAUACGGAUUUGGAGUUAUUCUUUUCGAGCUAAUUACUGGCAAAAGACCCAUCGAUGAUGCUUAUCCGGAUGAAAAGGAAGCAACAUUAGUAAGUUGGGUGAGAGGAUUAGUGAGGAGAAACCAAGCAUUACAAGCUAUAGAUCCCAAGAUCCGUGGAACAGGACCAGAUGCACAAAUGAUUGAGGCUUUGAAGAUCGGAUACCUCUGCACCGCUGAAAUUCCUUCUAAACGGCCCAGUAUGCAACAAGUAGUCGGACUACUCAAGGACCUUGAACAGAUUACUCUUUAGUGAAGACAUUGCACAGGAUUCAGCUCUUUCUUUCCUUUCUUUCUUCUUCGGUUCUUUUAGUGUUGUGAGCUCUAUGCUGCCAUGAGAAGAUUGUAUAGCAGCCGACUUUUGUUUCUGACUUUGCCAUGUUUCUGAUUUCCCAUUUCGUGUUUGUGGCUAAAAUGUCUAAUUCCAUUCACCCCUGUUUGAUCCU
This is a messenger RNA of Sesamum indicum (sesame), 3346 nucleotides long. RefSeq names its product Leucine-rich repeat protein kinase family protein. NCBI's taxonomy places the organism in Eukaryota, Viridiplantae, Streptophyta, Magnoliopsida, Lamiales, Pedaliaceae. Gene Ontology annotation, biological process: protein phosphorylation. The record is from RefSeq and is a predicted model, not a curated record. Gene Ontology annotation, molecular function: protein binding; ATP binding; protein kinase activity.